AUGCCCGCCCAGAAGCGCCCGCUCCCGUCGCCCACCCCCGAUGAUUCCGAAGGCCGCGUCGCAGUGCGGCACACCGCCGCCAGCGGUGAUGGAGGCAGGGGCGGAGCCUCACAUGAGAUGGAUGGGGAGGCCUCCGCGCGUCAGGAGCGCCCGCCGCAUCGGGGGCCUCGCGACGGUGAUCCCGACGACAAGGAGGUUGGUGGCUGCGGCGGAGGAGACGGAACCGACACCAACGGCGAAUCGUCCCAGUCCGCGAGCGCCGGAAGCAUGGAAGAGUUUAUGCUAGUGAAAUUAGCAGACAUAAGGAAGGAGGUUCAGUGCCCUAUCUGUUUAGGUAUUAUCCGGAAGACAAGGACAGUUAUGGAAUGUCUGCACCGCUUCUGUAGAGACUGCAUUGACAAAUCUAUGCGGCUAGGAAAUAAUGAAUGUCCAGCAUGUCGCACUCAUUGUGCAAGUAGACGUUCUUUGAGGGACGAUCCUAAAUAUGAUGCACUGAUUGCAGCCUUGUAUCCAGAUAUUGACAAGUACGAGGAAGAGGAACUUGCUUUCAAUGAGCAGGAGAGGAUUCGGAAUCAAAAGAUACAAGAAACCAUUGAGGAAACAUUCAGAAGACAGUCCGAGGCAAUUGGUAAGAAACGUUCUACGGCAAAAGCAACUGCCACUGCCUUUUCAAGGAAGUACAGGAGAAAUAUGCGAACACGGGGAAGAGGUAGAACUAUUACCCCUGAUAUUGCCCCUACUGGCUCUGAUGAGGAGGAUAGGGAAGAGGAAAAUGCCAAUGAGGUCACCAAAGCGCCAUCUUCUGCUGACGAUCAUUCUCCAGAUUUAAGACAGAAAAGAUGCAGGAAGACGUCUGCAUCACAAGCAUCGCCUGCUAGAACCAUUGGCAGUAGUGAUCACAGCUUUGAGGAGAAUGAUGAAUUAGUUGGUGGAAAAGAAUUUUUAGCCACCUCUCCGUUGCGGGGAGAGAUGCUUGCAUGGGGGAAAAACGGUACACGGAGCCAAAAUCGACAUGGCAGUGCUGGUUCAAAUGGCAGGAUUGGAAGGAGUGCGCGCGUUGCAAAAUUGGUGGAUCACCUCCGUAAUGCUGAUGAAAUGGAUAAAGAGUUCCAGUUGUGUCUGGUUCUGCUUCCUGUCGAUGGACAAGCCAUACCUAACUUGGAAAAGCCUUAUCUAAGUUGUCGGCCAACCUUGUCCGUUCAACAUCUUGUACAGUUAAUUGCUCUUCAGUUGUCUCGGAAAGUCGAAGAACUUGAGAUGUACAUAAGGAUGGACCACCACCAUGGAAGUGUUGGCUCGAUGGCUUCCAGUACAGGUGAAUUUGAUGGCUUGGAAAGACUGAGGGAAGAUAAACUUCUUUCGGACCUUCAUCCUUCAUUUGCCUCUAGCAACGGCGAUAUGGAGUUGCGAUAUGCUUUGAAAACUCGAGACUAG
Molecule: messenger RNA, 1434 nt
Organism: Miscanthus lutarioriparius
Lineage: Eukaryota; Viridiplantae; Streptophyta; Magnoliopsida; Poales; Poaceae
Source: the annotation of a GenBank genome assembly